CAGCUAUUCUAUUGGGUACUUGCUCCUUUCUUUUCGCAUUGAUUUUCUUUUUCUUCAUCCAGCCUCCUCCCUUGCCCACCUCUCUUUGGGAAAAGGGCAAAGUCGAAGGAGGACAAUCCCGCUGACUCUCUGCCUAAAGGAUGCAAGAUGUCCGGGAGUGAUGUUGAGCACGCUUCCCGGCUCUUGGACGUCAGCCCGCGGCUAUCUUCCUCGAACACCCACGAUAUUCACAAUUCCUAUUACGGUUCCCUGUCAAACGACCCUUACCACGUCUCCCUAGCUGCGCCCUCCUUCUCUCCUUCUCUGUCGGGUAAAACGUAUCCCACUGAACCGAGUUUCACAAGCCUGCAACCUUACUCCCUACCUGCAACCCUUCUCUCCGACGAUCAUAAGGACAAUUCUGGCCGAUCUUCGCCUGACCCUGACGACUUUUAUCGAGCGCAACUGCCCACAGGCAAUGGUACUGUGAAUGGUGGUGCUGUGGUGGAAAACCAGAGUGACGUAACCGCAGAGCAGUGUCCUCAUCUAUUCCAGCGUGUUUCCUCCGUACCGAUAAAUUCGACCGAGUCCCCCAGCGGGAGUGCGGUUCAGGGUCGUUCAGUAUCCGACUCGUCGUAUAAGGGCAUUGGUGGUAACUCCGCUUGGGGCUCUUCCGCGCGGGCCUCGACGGCCAGGGCCAGGCAGACAUCAUUCAAAGACCUGAUCAACAAGUUUAAUAACAAUAGCGACCAGGUUCUCCCCGUUCCUUCGUCACUCACAGCUGGAUCUCGGGCGCCGUCGAGGGCUGCUAGUCCUACCAGCCCAAUAGGAGGAUCGUAUCGGUCGGGAGCUCUCCCUCGUUCGCGUGAGGCUCACAACACGGCCAAUGCACAAGAGCUUCCCCGCUGGCAUUCCCUAGAUACCUUUGGCGAGAACACGUCGGAUUCAGUUUCUCUACCGCUCCGAUCAAUUGACCUGGGCGGAAACAUCCUGAACAACCGCCAUUCAGAUACAGAUCCCCGACGUGUAAUCUUAGGUGAGAAACUCAGCGUCGACACGGGGUUUCUGAGCACUGAGGACACUGCCUCGCGUCGUCGCGGUUCUGAGGGGAAUAUUCUCGGCUCAAGUCCCGCUUUCUUAGACCACCUAGACCAUUCGUCCGGUCCAACACCACUAACACCCACCGCGUGGUACCUUGGACGUACCCCAUUCUUGGAAGAAGUGAGCACAGGCAGCAGUCCGAACAAUCACAGAAGAACACAAAGCGAUUUCGUUGGGACUUGGUCGGUGGAAGCGGCGGUGCAGCCUCCUGAUUUCCACAUGGCUGUUCCUGCCCCCUUGCAGUCCGGUUCUCAAACAUUUCAAGAACACUCAAACGCUAAAUCUCGCAUUCCGAUUUCAUCUCACCGCCUUCAUUCAACAUCGGAUUCAGACGAGUCUUCCACCCCCUCGAGGGCCGGUUUUACGGGGUCCGGAAGUCAUUCGACGGUUCAAGUUCCCCUGCCACCGAAAGGCACUAGCCGCCUUCCCAAACCGUCGCCUAAAGCACAGCGUGACACGUCACACGAUGAUCAUCAUGUCCUGAUAACACCACCACGCACUCAUGCCCGGUCCCGUCGUCAGGUCCCCGAGAGCAGUGGUCUCUUGGAAGCUUACAUAGCCGCACCUCCGCCAGCCAAAUCGCCACCCCUCCGGAGCUCCCGACCUCGGCAACCCGUAUCACAUACAACCCUCCAAACUCCCCGGUCGAAAGUCGUUGAAACCGUGUCGAAUUUCCAGAGGCAAAUAAACCGUGACCGAGAGUUUAGGAACUCGCGAGCUCGGGAUCGCCGAUUGCCAGAGUUGGGCAAUGUUGACUUUGCGACCCGACGCCAAAGGAUCCAACAGGCAUUCAAUCGCACGGUACAGGAGAAUGAGAGAAAGGAGGAGAAAGCGGCCGAGAUUCGACGUCGAAACAAGGAAUUGGAAGACACGAAAGGCACCGACGCCGUCGAACCUGAAGCAUUGCAGGCUGAGCAGCAAGACUUUGAUGACUCUGCGCUGAUGAAGGAUGACCUUCCUGUCGCAGACGGAGCAGCGGGUGUAGGUCACGAGCAGUCAAAAUCGGAGCAAGAGCCUGAAGAAACGCGGACGUUACCCCAACUAUAUGUCGAUACAGAUGUAGUCUUGCACGGGAAGCAAACUGAAAUCUUCGAUUCGCAUACAACCAUGGAUUCUCCAACGUUAGGGCACCAGCCUGUCAUUGCUGGUGAGCUGGAAAGUGACUGUGACCUUGCACAUGGGGAUCCCGCGUCUGCUUCAACCUCGGAAUCCAAUGAGACACAUGUCACCGCUUUCGACAUAGAACCACAAGUCGACCUGAUGCAAAAUAAACAUGCUUCACAUCGAGCAUUGUUGAAUCAAAUCAUGCACAUACGCGAGUCGAGCUCCAGCAGUUCAUCAUGUGAUGAACAAGAUUGUAGCCUCUCCGAGGCUGACGACAAAGAGUCGGUGCCCAUCAUGCUACGGGAUGCGCUGGGCUUCGAUGAUCAUACAGACAGCAGCGAAAAUCAGGAGCCAUGCGAUCUCUAUACGCAACAUGAAACAACAGACAACGAGAUGUCCCACCGAUGGAGUAUUAGUUCUUGGUCAUCAUCCCUCCACAACCAGCAUUCUACAGACGAACAGUGCGAGCGCAGUGUUGAUGACAUCCCGCCACCUCGCCAUUCCGCUGAUGAGAGUGAAUUUAAAACCCAAUCAUGUUCUGCGUCGUCGUGUACGCGAUCUGAGGCUGGUUAUCCGCUUGCGAACCCAUUGACACAGACAUCAUCACACGAAUUAAAGACAGAGGCUGUGCCACAAGCCAAUCUUUAUACACUGACUAGUGCCCCUAGCUUAGCCAGGCUCGGGGGCUGGGACUCCAAGCGAGUCAGUCAGCUCUACAUCCAAGAGAUCGCUAACGGACGAGGGCUUGGUCUUCCCUUGCCGGCUAUACGUGCUUCUCCGGAGCCCCAACAGCUAGACGUUCAUACGAAGGGAGAUGACGGGCCUGAGGACACGAGUUCGGUCCCUCGUAGCACAGAUAUGCCUGCCUCUGAGCGGACCAGAUACGCAGCCAGCCUCGUCAUCCGCGAUGACUGGGAGCAUGCAUCUCCUUCGAUCAUGGAUUGGAUGCAGGUUGCUGCCGCGGACGGUUCAACCCCGCAAGGCGAACGAAGCGGUUCGGCGUCUAGACUAGACAAUGCUCCCACGCCGCGGCUGGACACGUCAAGCGCCCGGGACCUAUCUCAGGAAGCGACAGAGGAACGCCUAGGACUGGCAAUCAAUGUCCAGGUCCCUCAGGACUCGAAUUUCCAUGAAUAUAGCUCGACCCUUGAUCAUCGGCAAGCGGCAACCGACAUCGCGCAGCCACCCACUCGAUAUGAUUCAACCGCCACUAUCGCAAAUCAGCGUUUCAGCACCUAUAUCAAUGGGAUAUUCUCUCCCUUGGACCCUAUUAAUAGCACAGGGAGCAGUGAAAAUUCAUCUCUACAGCGGCUUGAACCGACGCUAUCUCCGGAGACGCUGCACUCGUCUGCGACAUCACUGGCGCAUUCAAGCUCUGAGCAUCUCCAGUCGAAACCCCAGUCACCUUCGCCCGAGCAACGGCGGCUGAAGAAGCGACGAAACGUGAUCAAGGAGCUCGUUGAUACUGAGUACACCUUUGGUCGGGAUAUGAAAGUUGUUGACGAUAUAUAUAAGGGAACCUCGAGUUCAUGUUUGGACCUCUCUUCUGAAGAUGUCAAAGUUCUCUUCGCAAAUUCCGACCAAGUCGUUCAGUUUUCUAUGGCUUUUCAAGACGCCCUGAAAGAAGCCGCGAAAAGUGUCUAUGUGAUGCCCAAGUCGCAGAGAUGGAGCAGCAAGCGCAGUGCGCGACAUCGCCAAGCUUCAAGGAACGAAGACAAAGCAGACAGCACGGGUCUCUCGGACCAUGAAAAGGACCAAAUGACCUUCAUUGGACAGGCUUUUGUGGCACACAUUGGCUACAUGGAGAAGGUUUAUGCGGAUUAUCUCAAGAAUCACGACGCUGCUAAUAGAAAGCUCCAAACUCUGCAGCGGAAUCCGAAAGUGGCGAUCUGGCUCAAGGAGUGUCGUGAUUGGGCUUCCGAUCUCACGACUGCAUGGGAUUUGGACUCCUUACUGGUGAAGCCCGUACAGAGGAUUCUGAAAUAUCCUCUGUUGCUGUCUGAACUUCUCGACUCGACACCCAAUGACCACCCUGACCGGACAGCUCUCAUUACUGCUUUCGAGCAGGUCACCAAUAUCUCGGUCAGAAUCAAUGAAAUGAAGAAGCGUGCGGAUCUGGUGGGUCAGGUGGUCGGACGUAAACGCAAGGAGUCUGACGUUCGGACCGGCUUGUCCAAAGCUUUUGGCAGACGCACCGAGAAGCUGAAGCAGCAAGUAGGACUUAUCGACUUGUUUGAAGACAAAGAAUACGACAGCCUAUCUCAGAAGUUUGGAGAUAACUUUUUCCAGCUGCAGCUCGUCAUGCGUGAUGCAGAAUCAUACACAAAAGAGGUCCAGAGUUCAAUGGAUUGUUUCAACGAAUUUGUCGCUGCGAUCGAAGGAUUUGUCGAUGUAGCGCAGUCGAAUUAUGUCGAGCUGGAAGGCAAAUGGCGCGAGCUUAGAGUCUCUGUUCAGGCCAUCAUGACGGUGGCUUUGCCCGACCAUCUUGCAGUGGUCCGAAAGAGCGUCAUCGAUCCGAUGGUCACCCUACUCAAGCUUCACGAUGGUCCCCAGAGAGUGAUGAAGAAGCGCGACAAGCGACUCAUGGACUAUGUUCGCUUCAAGAGCAUCAAGGAUCGAGGGGACAAGCCCGACAAAAAGACCAUGGAACAAGGGGAACAAUUCAUUGCCCUGAAUGAAACCCUCAAGGAUGAGCUUCCGAAGCUCUAUGCUCUCACUGCCAAAUUGAUGGAGGCCUGUUUGAAGAACUUUGUGCAGAUUCAAACCACCUGGUUUCAUCAAUUGCAAAGAAAUCUUGGAUCCUUAUUCGAGGCAUUCCCAGAGGACAUUCAAAAGAUUGUUGAGAAUUGGUCCUCCAAAUUCAACUAUGCUGAAGGGCAGGUGCUCUCGCUUGGGAUCUGCAAUGGAUCCUUGCUCGCCGAUACCAUGAAUCUUGUCAACUUCAACACGCCUUCAACCGGGGCAACUAUCAGCUCGCCUCGACGACCUUCCACGGUGAAUAGUGUCAGCACGCGGAUGGGCUCGACGGUUGAAGAAUCGCCCAAGGCAUCUCAGGAAUUCAGUAUCGGCGGCUAUCCUUUCCAGUCGCCCAGCAUCGACAGCCAAUCUCAAGUGUCUUUAGGGCGACGUAGGGCGGACUCGACAUUCUCCGGCCGUGCUCAUGAAUCUGCCGAAAUCCCCAGAGGCCAAGUGCUUCAACAAGUCACCAGCGCAUCAACAGGGUCGCUUGCAGCAUCCGGCUCUAAUACCGAGUCAUUCCCGAGCCUGCCCAGAUUGAGCCUUGACUCCCCAUUCUUAGUCGAUGUCAUUGGCCCCUCCCAAACGGAGACCAGGACUGAUGAUGAACAACAUGCAUCAUCUAGUGGUCAGUAUUCGAACUUCUUCUCCUCAGCGAUGCCGAUGUCGGAUAAUCCACAAGAGAACACACCAAUGGAUCCCGAGCCUCCGAAAGAGCCAGCAGUCCUUUUUCUCGCAGCCAGUAUAUACGAAUUCAAUAUUGAUCGCGCUCGAAGAGAAGCUGGUUACCCAUAUCUGACAUACGUUGUGGGCGAGAUCUUCGAUGUCAUUGCUGAGAAAGGCGAACUGUGGCUGGCUAAGAACCAAGAUGAUCCCGAGCGUCAGGUCGGCUGGAUCUGGAACAAACACUUUGCAAAGCUAACUAAUUAGAGCACUCGUUCUGCGAGUCCAUUUCAAUUACAAGUCUUACAAGCCUAAGGGAUCAUGCCUUGGCGCGACGUUUCCCCGGGCGACGACUCAUUGAAAUCUACAAUCUCAUGCUGCCGCAUGUUAUACGCAUCUAUGAUCUUACAUGGUGGCACCUUUGACCGUGCGACAUUGUUU
This is a messenger RNA of Aspergillus japonicus CBS 114.51, 6024 nucleotides long. Its product is annotated as putative Rho guanyl nucleotide exchange factor. The transcript is spliced from 2 exons. The record is from RefSeq and is a predicted model, not a curated record. Gene Ontology annotation, cellular component: cytoplasm. Gene Ontology annotation, molecular function: protein binding; guanyl-nucleotide exchange factor activity. Gene Ontology annotation, biological process: intracellular signal transduction. Bases 148 to 5850 code for a protein of 1900 amino acids. Lineage: Eukaryota; Fungi; Ascomycota; Eurotiomycetes; Eurotiales; Aspergillaceae.